AUGGCUUCCAUCAGCGCCUCGCCGUUCUCACUGCGCCCUUGGCCGACCGGCGAUAAAAAGCCAAAGAAUCUAGGCGAAUUCAUCGCGCGCGUCAAUGCCGAACGUGGAGGCUUCCGGAAUGUGACCGAGGCCGAGUUGCGCGAGGAGGCUCAGGCCCAGGAUGAAGGCCGCCUGACGAGCGCCAACGGCAGCCCCGGUGGUGAGUCCGACUCGGACGACGAUGCCGAGGCAGACAAGUCCAAGACCAUCAUCGAGGCGAGAGAGGAGUUCCUUAGGAAUAUCGAGAUGGCACACCAGUCCGCCAUGCACAGCCUCGAUUUCGUCUCGUUGCUUCUGUCCAAGGAAACGCCAAAUCAAGCCAAUACCACCCUGUCGCCGGCACUGCGUGACAUGGUGGGAUUCGGUGUGCUGGGUGCGUCCAAGCAUCAAGAGUCCAACAUCACACAGGCUCGCAUGCAGGAUGACCUGGCUGUCGCCACAGGCUGGAGGCUGAUGGGUACGAACAAGAUGGUCGAUUCGGUCAUCGAGGCUGCAGAGCGCCUGGAGAAGGAGAUCAGCCUGGAAACCAAGUACUGGGCCGAUGUCCUCGCCGUGAGCGACAACGGUUGGACAGUUGCCUCCCUACCGUACGAGUCUCACACCCUCGGCGUGAGGUACGGCUUUGCCGAAUCGGCUCCCGAGUACCGGAACAGCAGCAUUGCGCCUUUGCGUCGAAGCGACGAUGGGACGGCUCAACUUGGCAACACUGCUGGAGCUGGAGGCGCCAAGAGGGUACGAGUCCUGGUCGAACGCGAUGGACAGGUAACAGGAAAAUCGCGGUUGCCAGGACGAGUGCCGGAGAAUGCUCCACUGCAGGACCGCGUCCUCGAGGCACGUAACACCAUCUUCGCUGAGGAGUUAUGGUAUGAGAUCAACAAAGAGGCACGCACUCUACUCUCACUAAACGUACGAUCCACUGAUGCUGGGCUCGUCUACGACGUCGACGCAAAGACUAAGAUUACCCUGUCCCUGGAAGACCUGAGCGAACCUGAAGAUGGCAAUGGCCAACCGGAUAGCACCUUGGCAGACACAGCCAUCCUCGGGCUGCAUUUCCUCCUCAUCUUCAACCACCGCAUGCAAUACUUCAAGCGCACUCAGUCAACUCAGGCAGCAGCCGGCCGAAACAACGCGACACACGGCAUCCUGCGUCCCUUGCUUGCUCGCCUCACAUACGAUUCUUCCUGCAGCGCGCUGACGAGUUUCCUCACCGGGCUGAAAGUCACUUUACACGGGGCAGGGCUGUCGAGCAUGGCCUUCACGCAAUCGUACGUCCCGCCCGAGGACUCGCUGUCCCAUCACCAGCUCAGCCAGCUGUACGUGCAGGCCUGGCGGGCGACUCCGUCCGAAUCCCUCAUCAUCAACCUGGCGCAGCUCCUCGAGCUGACCGUCGAGCUUACUAUCACACCCGAGGCGCGAUUGACGCUGCGCGGGAAGAGCUUCGCGAGUCCUGUCCUCACAACAAUGUUCAGGGUCACACUGCCCGGAUCUACUGGCGACAACCAGGCAACCCAGGGCCAGGACCAAGCCCCAGACACACCCAACCCCCUGGAGGAGUCGUACCCACCGUACGGGACAGAGCCUUACCCCAAUGUCCACGAGGCCAUCUACUAUGUUCGCCAGGCCGCGACCCGCGCCAUUGUUGCGAAGCUGUCGGACACGGCCUCGGAGCAAUUGGAGCGGGAGGAUAUCGUAUGGUCCGAGACAAUGACCGGGCCCACCAUCACGGCUCGUGAUAACAAGGAGCUGCGACUGGAGAUCCGGGAUACACCAGCGCUCGCUCUGGUGGCCAGCAUGAAGUGGAUGGAGGGUAAGGACCUGAAGUCGCGACAGGUGACGUGGACCGCCACCUCGCAGAAUCAAGAAGCUGUGGAGGAAGUAGUGGUGAACUUCUUUCGUAACUGA
Neoarthrinium moseri is the source of this 1941-nucleotide messenger RNA. RefSeq lists its product as uncharacterized. Gene Ontology annotation, molecular function: transcription coregulator activity. The coding region runs from base 1 to 1941 and encodes 646 amino acids. Gene Ontology annotation, cellular component: mediator complex; core mediator complex. Lineage: Eukaryota; Fungi; Ascomycota; Sordariomycetes; Amphisphaeriales; Apiosporaceae. Gene Ontology annotation, biological process: regulation of transcription by RNA polymerase II. The transcript has a single exon. The record is from RefSeq and is a predicted model, not a curated record.